Mizuhopecten yessoensis (Yesso scallop) is the source of this 8977-nucleotide messenger RNA. RefSeq names its product microtubule-associated serine/threonine-protein kinase 3-like. NCBI's taxonomy places the organism in Eukaryota, Metazoa, Mollusca, Bivalvia, Pectinida, Pectinidae. The transcript has 28 exons. Gene Ontology annotation, molecular function: ATP binding; magnesium ion binding; protein binding. The record is from RefSeq and is a predicted model, not a curated record. Gene Ontology annotation, biological process: intracellular signal transduction; peptidyl-serine phosphorylation.
GACGGGAUCGACCUGUCUGGCUAGUGAUGGAUGGAGUUUAGUGUACUUCCUAUCAACGUCAAGAGGAUUUUGACGACAUAUUUACAAACCUCGAUGAGGGAUACAUGUUGGAGAUUGUAAUCGAGGUAUCUGUGUUUUUUUAACACUUAAAAGCUACGACGCAGUUAGAUGAGAUCGUGUCGAGGAUGGCCGUUAUCACAGUACGACAGUGGAGGUCGAUUGUGUUUUUUGUCGGCAAGACUGACUCAUUAUGUGUUUCUAUAGUUAAACAGGGACACGUCUAUUCAUCAAAGGAAAAUUGAUUGUAAAAGUAUGAUGAAUGGUAAGGAGAAGCCCUAACUAUUUUUGGGCCGUCGUAUUUACUAUAGAGAGUCAUCAGUGCGGGUUAGUGUGCGACUCAUGUGUAUUGCGAUAGUGUAUUGUAAUCCCGUGUUUACAUGUGACGUCUGUUUACAUGCAUGUUCUGUGUGUAAAAGUAAACAUUUGAGAAUUUUACUAUUUUAUUGACAAACGGCAUUACUUAUAUAACAAUAUUUUAUUAUAAUGAAUAAAAAUCAACAUCUAGACACAGAUCAAAAUGUAUACACGUGUAUGUUAUAUGUGUCUGCCAAGGAAACUUGUGUCUGCCACAAGAGGGAAUUGACAACAAUAGAAAUGGAAAGGACAGAGUAUAGCCAAAUGCACGACUUUGGCAUAUCUAGCAACAAAAUGAGAGAGGAGUUGGUAAUAUAGUUAUUAAUCCAUCAGACAUCCCCAGAUUGGAAAUUUGUAGCAAAAAUGGCUUCAUCUAGAAAAUCAUUAUCAUCUAAAUUCUCAAUGGAGGUACGUGGAAAAAAAGUUCCCUCGCCGAAACCCACCAAACCUCAAAGUAGUAUAGGGAGAAAGACGGGGGUUACCACUAAAUCUGCAUCUGCAGAAGAAAAAGUGGAUAAAACAUUGUCUGCUGAAAAAGUGGAGAAGGUAGAGAAAGUUGAGAAAACAGAUAAGACAAGGAAACUUAGGACAAAAUCAAAGGCUGAAGGCAAGGAAGCCGAUCGUUCUGUAACUAGUUCUCGAUCACCAGCCAGACAAUCUAGUACUUCUCGGGGCCAAACCUCUCGAACGCCUAAGGAUAACAAAGUGGUGCGACCAAAACCUGUUCAGGCAAAGAAUGCAAAAACUGUGAAAGACACAGCUGAUACUGUCUCAAAAGACCAAUUAGAAUCUAGUCGAAGUUCUACUGUGCCUAAGAGUGUGGAAAACACUGUCAAAGUGGAUAGUGUAAACACUUCCAUACCAUCUGUUGCUGAUGAAACAGGUACAGCUACAGUCUGUUUAAAAGAUGUAAAUCUUGAUUUCAAAGAUGUAGGUCAUGUUGAUAGUGUGGAGGACAGUAGUGAGAAGUCUACUGCACAGAAACUCUUCCGGCCUAUAUUUAGACUAGGGAGCAAUGAAUCACAGAAGACUGAUGAAGAGGAAAACCUUCCAAGCUUGGAGCUGAAUUCUGACACUUUCAGUCUUGAGCAACCAACUGACAGUCCAAUGCUCACUUGCCGGUCAGGUGUUUCACUGCAAACUGUUAAUGAAACUUCUGUUACAACAUCCGUUUGUUUCAGCAUUUCAGAAAGUACCAGUACUUCAGAGCUUAAUUCAGCUACUGUAGAAAAGUCGCCCAAGUCCAAUCUUGUCCAUCGGGAAAGCAUUAAUGAUGAAUUGGAGGACAUGUCUCUGUCUUCUUCCGGGUUUUCCCCUUGCAGUACGACUGCAAGCUUCCGGAGCUUUGAAGGUAGAAGUAGAAUUGAUGAUUUUAGUGAUGACAACAGUGAUGGUCCACGGCUGAGAGAAAGCAUUGACCUCAGCGAUGACAUGCAAGACUUAGAGGUAGCAAGUUUUACUGUCCCUCUAAAUAAACAGCUGCGAAUAGUCACCUCCAUGGACCGAAGUCUCCGCCCCUCUGCACCAGAUCGUCGUGCCAGUUCUCCGGCCAACAUGGAUGCACAGACAGGGGGAGGCCUCCUCAAACGUCUGUCCCAUCAUCUCCUAUUUGUGGACUUCAUGAGACGAAAGGGUCUGUCCUCAUUCCUCAAUAACUUUCCAUCAGAUAUGACCAUAGACAGCUUCAGACACCUGACGGAUGGUGAACUACAGGAAACCUACCACAUAGAUAAUCCAACUGUGCGGGCAAGGAUCAUGCAUGCUGUAGGGCAGGCAAGCAGAGAGGAUCUUGAUACAGAUGAGUCUGAUAGUGGUAUGACCGGAUCCCCAGGCCCCGUGUCACCACGGAUACGGCGAUCCACCCAGGAUGAAUUCCCCCUGGGUCUACACAUGCCCGGUGGGAUACGACGUCUCCAGCGUACCUUAUCAGAGGACUACAGAGGCCAUAGACGACGUGAAAGCCUUCCCAGUACUCCCACAGGCUUACCCACCAACCUUUCUGCUUCGGGCCAUCUAGGCCACAGUGUGGCAGCACUGAUAGAACCAACAAAUCUGAUCAGGAUGAGAAAUAUUGUCCUUGGUCAGUCAGCACCUUCCCUCACCGGCAUGAAAGACUUCACAUACGGCAGGAGGGGAAGUCGUCAGAGGAAGUCAAUGAUGGGCCCAAACACAUCCCCUGUACUGUCUGCUAGAUGUCCCUCACCACAGACUCUUGGUAACAGUCCCCAUGAAAGUCCACGUAACAUGUCCCCUAACCAGCACGGAAACUUUGCCUUCCACAAUGUACGAAAAUGUGAUGGAAGACGCUGGUCAUUUGCUUCUCUGCCAUCCUCCGGCUACGGGACCAACACUCCAGGCAGUUCUAAUGUUUCGUCACAGUAUUCCUCCCAGGAGAAGCUGAAUCAGAUGGCCUACCCUUUGGGAGGUGACGAGCUCACACUUUUUGCACGGAACCUCACAGCUGUUGAUCAUACAGUUGACGAGGAUGGCGGCCACUCACCCGUGUCACCGCUUAUGCGGCCACGAUCACGCAGUCUCAGUAGUCCUGGUCGCUCUCCCGGUGGAGAUGAAAUCGUCAUGAUGAACAGUGUCUACAAGGAAAGGUUCCCAAAGGCUACAGUUCAAAUGGAGGAGAAACUUAGUAACUAUAUAGAACAGAACCGGGUGUUACCGCCGGAACAGGAGGGUGAUGCGAUCACACGCUUCCUACACCACCAAGUCCUGGAACUAGCUCGGGAUUGUCUCGCCCAGUCUCAAAACAAGCUCAUCACACGCUCAUAUUUUUUUGAUCUCUCAGACAAGCUCGAGAAACUGAUCGAGGAUGCAGAGGAACGUGAGUUUGUGGCGUACAACUACAUCUACCCACUGGUGAAGAAGUUACUACUGAUACUGUCUCGUCCAAUCCGUCUACUCGAAUGUCUGGAGUUUGAUCCUGAACAGUUUUACCAGUUGUUGGAGGCAGCAGAAGGCCAAGCCAAGCAGACCAUCAAAGCUGAUAUACCUCAGUAUAUUAUCAACAAGUUGGGGCUAAACAGGGACCCCCUGGAAGAUAUUGGUAUGGGGAUGGAUGAGCAGGAUGAUUUUACGGAGGCUGAUGAAGAACUCAUGGAGAGGAGAGAUUAUGUGCCAAAGUUCAAGACACCUCGAGAGGAGGAUUUUGAGACAAUCAAGUUGAUUAGCAACGGUGCUUAUGCAGCGGUGUACUUGGUGCGCCACAAAGAAAGCCGCCAGCGAUUUGCGAUGAAGAGGAUCUGUAAACAGAAUCUUAUUCUGAGGAAUCAGACAGAGCAGGUUUACACGGAGCGAGACAUCCUCAGCUUCACAGAAAACCCAUUUGUUGUUAGCAUGUACUGCAGCUUUGACACCAAGAAACAUCUGUGUAUGGUGAUGGAAUAUGUGGAGGGCGGUGACUGUGCCGCCCUACUGAAGAAAUGGGGACCACUCCCUUUUGACCUAGCAAGAAUGUAUUUUGUAGAAACGGUGUUAGCUUUGGAAUAUCUCCAUAGUUAUGGCAUUGUCCACAGAGAUCUCAAACCAGACAAGUAAGUCUUGUUUUUGUAUGUACAUAUGUAUGUCUAAAAUCCCCCAACUCAGGCUGUAGACUUGAUGAGUUUGACAACCAAUCUGUACGAGGGUUCACUGGAUAAGGACUGUAAGCAGUUCCGUGACAAGCAACUGUUUGGAACGCCCGAGUACAUCGCGCCUGAGGUCAUCCUCCGCCAGGGUUAUGGUAAACCUGUGGACUGGUGGUCGAUGGGAAUCAUCCUGUAUGAAUUCCUGGUGGGAUGUCCGCCGUUCUUUGGAGAGUCUCCAGAGGAACUUUUCUCACAAGUCAUCAAUGAAGAGAUAGAGUGGCCCCAGGAGGACGAGUGGCAGGUACGAGACGAUGCACGUGACCUUAUCACCCAGCUGCUGCAACACAACUCACUUAACCGUCUGGGAACAGGGGGCGCCAAUGAAGUCAAGGAACAUAUAUUCUUCCUGGAUGUCCACUGGGAAAGAAUCCUCCGGAAAAAGGCAGAGUUUGUGCCAGAUUUAGAGGAUGAUGAGGACACCAGCUUCUUUGACACACGGAUGGAUCGCUACAACCAUGAUCUAGAUGCCGAUGACACAGAAGAUGAUACUGAUGAUGUGUUGUUCCAAAGUUUCUCCUCCUGUUCUCCACGUUACAGCAAAGUCUAUUCCAAAAUAGAGGAACUGCAUGAGCAGAGCAAGGAGAAGGAGAAGGAGAAGGAGAAUCGACGGAGACAUUCCAGUGCUGAUGAAAUGCGCACCAGACUGCUGGAGAAACAGGCCCUGGAUAGGAAGGAUUCCAACCAAUCAGAAGGAUCGGAUUCCUCGGCAGAGAUCCAAGGGUACCUGCGUCGCGACACAAGUAGUACACUUGUCGACCCCACAGAUCGUAAUGAUGGUUCUAUGAAGCUUGAUGAGGAUGUGUUUAGCUCACCAGAAAGCACACCACGAUCCCAACCUAAGACCAGUACACCGGAGAGCGCAGAAAAGGACAACUCCCACUCAAAGAAACAGGAAAUCCGCCCACCCGUUAUCAAGAGCAUCAUUCCCAAAUUUGCCAUCUCUACCGAUGACGACAAGGGACAAGGGAUAUGCAAAGAGUUAUCCCCAGUGGAUGAGAACAAGGAGAAGGGAAGCGUGUCCCUACCCAGUACAAGGAAACACCUCCAGAAGUCUGCCUCCACCACCGCCCUAACGCUACUCAUACAGCCCACAGAUGACUUCAUGGCUGCACCAGUGACCUCCCCUGGAUCAAGCACAAGUUCUCGCGAUGGUUCACCAUCCAGGGACGUCUCGCCGCUCGCCCGCAACCUCAAACCACCGACCAUCAUAAAAAAAGGAGCACGUGGGUUUGGCUUCAACAUACACACAAUUCGUGUUUACCAGGGUGACACUGACAUAUACACUCUGCAACACAUUGUCGUGAGUGUUGAGCAGAACAGUCCGGCAUUUGAGGUGGGACUGCGACCAGGUGAUCUGAUCACACAUGUUAAUGAUGAACCAAUCCAGAGCCUGCUACACACACAAGUUAUCAGCCUAAUCCUGAAGGGCGGAAAUGUUGCUCACAUUCGCACUAUCCCAAUGGAAAGCACCACCAUCAAAACGGUGCAGAGCAAGCGACGCAGCCACCCUGGAAAGAUGGCCCGUCGAUCUAGUCAGCGCAAACGACAGGAACGCAAGGGGGAGAAGAAAAAGGGUCGGUCACUGUUACGUCGUCUCAGUUCUAAAAGGACGGACCACCAAAUCCUUCCAAGCUCGCCUCUGACUUCAUCGCGAUCGUAUUCCUCCAGUACUUUCAGUAAGUCAUGGUCAUGUGGAGACAGCACACCAGGGUUAGGGAAGGCCAAUCGGUCUUUACCUAUCUCCAUGCCUUGGUCACCUGACUCCUCUGCGGCCAACUCCUCCACAAGCUCCUCUCCGAGCUCAUCAGCUCCGAACUCCCCAGCGAGUUCCUCACAGUUCUGUCGCCCAAGCUCCCUACAUGGACUCAAGCACAAACGUGCACAGAGCCUCAAAUCUCCACAUCGUCGUAAGUCAGUGCAUAACAUCCCUCUGUCUCCUCUAGCUCGAACGCCAUCUCCCUCCCCAAUGCCACCUGCUUCUCCAACGCGAAGCCCAAGUCCUCUUGCUCUUGCCCAUGGGCACCAGAUCGGCAGCUCUAACAUGGUACAGCAGACUAUACCAUCUCACCUCAACUCGUCAACGCAGGCUCAGGCCACAACACCUGUCGCUAGGAAGCCGUCGUUCACGCGUCCCAAAAGCUGUGAGCCAGGCUCCCCAUUACUACGCAGAGCGUUAUCACCCGAUCGGCUCCACCCAAACUCUGCUGAGAAAGUAACAGCUGCACAGAGAAAGGCAUCGCUACAGGAAAAGAAGAGUAGUCUUUCAGACGCUCUAUGACAUUAAUGUUGUGAUCAUUCUCGUGUCAAAGGAAUUAAUGUUCUAAGGGCUUAACUGCAAUCUUUGUGUUUGUGAUGUGCGUGGUGAGAUUGGCUACAUCUGACAGUCAGAAAUGUUUGUGAUGUGCUUGGUUAGAUUGGCUACGUCAGACAGUCAGAAAUGAUUGUGAUGUGCUUGGUGAGAUUGGCUAGGUCAGACAGUCAGAAAUGUUUGUCAUUUGUCUGGUUAGAUUGGCUACGACAGACAGUCAGAAAUGUUUGUGAAUUGUCUGGUUAGAUUGGCUACGUCAGACAGUCAGAAAUGUUUGUGAUUUGCGUGGUUAGAUUGGCUACGUCAGACAGUCAGAAAUGUUUGUGAUGUGCGUGGUGAGAUUGGCUACGUCAGACAGUCAGAAAUGUUUGUGAUGUGCUUGGUUAGAUUGGCUAGGUCAGACAGUCAGAAAUGUUUGUGAAUUGUCUGGUUUGGCAUUGUUACGCAAUUGGGAAUAUCUGUGAUGUGCAUGAUUUGGUCCGUGAUGAAGUUCAGGUUGAGAUUUCUGUAAAAUGCUAAUCAGCAGGAAGUGAUAUGUAGCCUUGUUGUGGAGUAUAUUACUAUGAUAUGACUGCUCUUUUCUUGUAACAGUUGAUGAAUCAAUGUGCCCACAUUCAGGUGUUCAACAAUGUUUUGUUUCCAGACUUAACAUGGUGCUGUGUAAAAGGCUUCCCAGGACUGGUACUUCUCACCGUCUAGGCUAGCUACGAGAUGUAAACUAUUUCCUAAGACUGGUGUUUCCUACUGAUGGAGGAAACAAUGAGAUGUAAAUAUGGUAUCUUAUACCAACCAGGGAAACAGCAAGGUGAAAACCGAUUGUCACUAUGAGUGUGUGUUAAAUUACAAAUACCAGGCAAGAAUGUCAGUGUUAAAGGCCUCAGUUCUGGAUUAUCUGAAGUGAAUGGUGUGAACUAUAUGGAGAGUGUGAUGAUGGCUUUGUAUUCAGUCGAGAAGCUCUGUUAACACAGGAGGAAUAAUAGUUAUCUUUAUAUAUAUGCGUACUGUUAACCUGUGCUGCACAAACUUGUGUUCAUGGAACAAAUCGUAACUUAUUAUUCAUAAAUUGUAUUCAUUGUUUACCAGAUGUAAAUCAUGUGAUAUUUGUGUAUGUUUGAGUUGUGUAUAUUAUUAUCAUCUUGCCUGUGAUUCAAUUGUACUACUAUGUGCUUUCAUCAGUGCCCGCAUAGAGUCUGCGUGUUGGGACGACUAAUCGGGUGAGGUUGCCAGCUUGGCUAGGUGACUAUUGUUGGAGAUGACAGUAGAAUGGCAAGCUUAUAUAUGUAUAUAGAAUACAAGAAGAAUACUCAGCUGUUUUGUAAAUUGUAAUAUGAUGCUUAAGAAUUCAUUUCAAGUUAACAUUGUUUCAUCCAGUCAGCUGUGUUGCUGUGACUGGUCCACAUACUCAAGUGAUUUCAUUCAGUCAUACUAGCUGUUCAAAUUCUGAUCAACUUUAAUAAUAAAAAGCUUGUGAAAAUGUGACAUCUGUGAUUUUUCAAAAAAAGGUUAAGGCGGUGCAGGUUGCUGAUGGUAAAAUAAGUUUCUGACUUUCUUGAAUAUUUUGGGGGGGGCAUCAGAAAUUUAGAAAAUUACUUGGCAAAGGAAUUCUUAACGAUCAUUGAAGGGAAGAAAUAAAACUGUUACAUUAAAGUCUAAUGUAUUUAUCAAAGGAAAUCAUUUAGAAAGUGUUAUUUGAUUGGCUAAGUAAAUCAGAAUUUGAACAACUGAUCUGGCAUGGUUCUCAUGUAUCAUUUAGCUGAAGUUCAGUCGGUAGUUUUACAAGUCUUUGUAACAAUUACAGUAUGAUUGAUGUAACUAGAUUUACUUGUAUUUAGUUCUGUCCGUAUUGAUUUUAUCACAGAAGUUACGAGUGAUUCCUAAGAUUACACUAAUGCUUAAAUAGAUGUUGAAAUAUUGUGAUAACUUGUGAUGUUGUAUCAAGUAUUAUGUCGACUCUUUAUAUUGAGACAAACUUGUAGUUUAUGGUGUAUCUUUUUUCUGAUAAAUAUGUAAUAACACAAACACUUACCAGCAUUGUUACCUUCACAAGAAAUUUUACAUAGUGAAGUACCCAAAUUAUCUUUUUAGUCACUAUAGAAACCAUUAUAGUCCCUUCACAAAAUUAAAUAGGAACCACAAUAUAACCUUCAAUACACUCAACACGGAAACCCUUAUGUAGGCUUCCCUUCAGUCACCAUAGAAACCAUUAUAUACCCUUCCUUUCAGUCACCAUGGACACAAGGAUAUAGGCCCCUUCCCUUAGGUCACCAGACAAUGAUAUACCCUUCUCUUCAGUCACCAUGGACACAAUGAUAUAGCCUUCUCUUCAGUCACCAUGGACACAAUGAUAUACCCUUCCCUUCAGUCACCGUGUACACAAUGAUAUACCCUUCUCUUCAGUCACCAUGGACACAAUGAUAUACCCUUCUCUUCAGUCCCCAUGGACACAAUGAUAUACCCUUCUCUUCAGUCAACAUGGACACAAUGAUAUACCCUUCCCUUCAGUCACCACGGACACAAUGAUAUACCCUUACCUUCAGUCACCAUGGACACAAUGAUAUACCCUCCCCUUCAGUCACCAUGGACACAAUGAUAUACCCGUCUCUUCAGUCACCAUGGACAC